UGUAAUUGUCCAUACUGUCAAGAAAAUGAACGUUUGGCUGCUACUGGCCAGCCUGUACCCCGACGUAAAGCGCAACAUAUUUGUCAUAUUGCUGACUGUGGUAAAGUAUAUACUAAAACAUCACAUUUAAAGGCACACUUGCGUUGGCAUAGCGGUGAAAGACCUUUCGUCUGCAAUUGGCUCUUUUGUGGUAAGCGAUUUACUCGAUCAGAUGAAUUACAACGCCAUCUAAGAACACAUACAGGGGAGAAACGAUUUGUUUGCAAAGUCUGCAGCAAACGCUUUAUGAGAAGCGAUCAUUUAUCCAAGCAUAUGAAAACACAUAAUAAUCCUAAAAGAGGCAAUGCUGCU
Molecule: messenger RNA, 351 nt
Organism: Trichoplax adhaerens
Lineage: Eukaryota; Metazoa; Placozoa; Uniplacotomia; Trichoplacea; Trichoplacidae
Exons: 1
Biological process (GO): regulation of transcription by RNA polymerase II
Molecular function (GO): RNA polymerase II cis-regulatory region sequence-specific DNA binding; DNA-binding transcription factor activity, RNA polymerase II-specific
Source: RefSeq, a predicted model, not a curated record